Menidia menidia (Atlantic silverside) is the source of this 2135-nucleotide messenger RNA. Lineage: Eukaryota; Metazoa; Chordata; Actinopteri; Atheriniformes; Atherinopsidae. The record is from the annotation of a GenBank genome assembly.
AAAACUUUCCUGGUUUGCCUAAUUUCAGCAUUCAUUGUAUUUAUUAGAUUAACAGACCUGUCGCUCAGUAGUAAAAUAACUGCGCAUUAAUACAAUUGACAGCUGAACGGACCAAUGAUAAUUCAACAGUCUGGUGACUCAUUAACAGGAAGUUAUUUAAAAUGCACAGCCUGUGCGCUUUGGUUUAGUUGACACUAGACAGAGUUCAGGAUGAUUCGUUUUGUUGAAGCGUAGCAGGGGUGUUGGGAUUGUCGUUUUCGCGAAAUUAAAAUGGGUGAAUUGGACCGCAAAUGGCUUUUGCUCCUGGUCCUUCACACUCUGACACUUGCUGCUGAUGCGAAAAAAGAGAGGAAAAACGUCCUUUUCAUCUUGGCGGACGAUUUGCGGACAUCACUGGGUUGCUAUGGAGACACUCUGGUUAAAUCACCCAACAUUGACCAGCUGGCAUCCAAAAGUCAGGUUUUCCUCAAUGCAUACGUUCAGCAAGCCGUGUGCGCUCCUAGUCGCACAUCGAUGCUGACCAGUCGCAGACCGGACACAACCAGGCUAUAUGACUUCAAUUCUUACUGGAGAGUCCAUUCUGGGAACUUCACAACUUUGCCACAAUACUUUAAAUCUAAUGGAUACUUCACCAUGUCUGUGGGCAAGGUGUUCCACCCAGGAAUUGCCUCUAACCACUCUGACGACUACCCCUACAGCUGGACCAUCCCUGCUUACCACCCAGCUUCAUUUAGAUUUGAGAAACAGAAGAUGUGUAAAGGAGCGGACGGUAAACUCCAUGCCAACUUGCUGUGUGCAGUGAACGUGACUGAGCAGCCAGGGGGAACCCUCCCUGAUCUGGAGAGCACAGACGAGGCAAUAAGGUUGUUGAAGGGUCGGGCUGACAAUGGCGCUCCAUUCUUCUUGGCUGUGGGUUUUCAUAAACCGCACAUACCUUUCAGGAUACCCCAGGAGUACCUAAGCUUAUAUCCUCUUGAUGAAAUGUCUCUGGCCCCUGACCCGGACGUCCCCAGACUCCUUCCGCCGGUGGCCUACAACCCCUGGACCGACGUGAGAAAGAGGGACGACGUCCAAAGGCUCAAUAUCUCCUUCCCCUACGGACCGAUCCCCAAAGACUUCCAGCUGCGGAUCCGUCAGCACUAUUACGCUGCCGUGUCUUACAUGGACGCUCAGGUUGGGAGGCUGCUCAGCACGCUCGAUGACCUGGGGCUGGCUGACAGCACGUUGAUUGUGUUCGCCUCUGAUCACGGCUGGUCGUUAGGUGAACAUGGGGAAUGGGCUAAAUACUCAAAUUUCGACGUGACGACACGCGUGCCCCUCAUCAUGUUCGUUCCUGGUGUGACUGCAGACCUUAAAUGGCCCGGAGAGUCAAACUUCCCUUUCAUUGAUGUUUUUAGAUGGCGGAAUCACAGCUUCAUGAAUGCCAAAGUUAGCCGAAACAUGGUGGAGCUGCUGGACAUCUUUCCUACCGUCUCCUACAUGGCUGGCCUCAAAGCACCUGAACGCUGCCCUGACGUUUCUUUCCAGAUGGAGCUCUGCACAGAGGGGAGGAACCUGGCUCGCAGAUUUCAUCACAAGGAAAAAGGAAAGAACGCAGAGAUGUUAGCUUUCAGCCAGUACCCUCGACCCGCCGACACCCCACAGGAGAACUCUGACCUCCCGGAUCUGAGAGACAUCACGGUGAUGGGUUACUCCCUGCGCUGCUGGGAUUACAGAUACACGCUGUGGCUGGGCUUCGACCCCAGCUCCUUUCAGGUGAAUGUCUCGGACAUCCACGCCGGAGAGCUGUACAUGUUGGCGGACGACCCCGGUCAGGACGUGAACAUCUACAAUGAGACCGAGCACAGCGUGGUCAUGAGGAAGAUGGCCAGCCUUCCUCAUACCCUGAGUCUACAGACGAGGAUGAUGUUCCAGUUCCACUACCUCACAGCAGGGAUGAAGACAAGUAAAGCUGGCCUGUGGUGACACGCAACAGACGGGGGACUCCAACAAAGGGAAGGCGGAUGGAUGAAAGAGGGGAAAAUAGUUUCUAUAACACAUGUUCACUAUUAGUCAUAUUUAUUGUUUGAGCUUUGUAUUUCUGACUGAUCAAUGUUGAAGAGAAGAGAAUAAAAUAACAUUUUUCAAACAUUUCA